Maylandia zebra (zebra mbuna) is the source of this 1055-nucleotide messenger RNA. Its product is annotated as stanniocalcin. The record is from RefSeq and is a predicted model, not a curated record. NCBI's taxonomy places the organism in Eukaryota, Metazoa, Chordata, Actinopteri, Cichliformes, Cichlidae. Gene Ontology annotation, biological process: intracellular calcium ion homeostasis. Gene Ontology annotation, molecular function: hormone activity. Gene Ontology annotation, cellular component: extracellular region.
CCUCCUGCUGCUUCAUCUUUAUCCUCAGUGUGAGGCACCAUGCUCCGCGGCUCCGCUCUGCUCCUCCUCCUCCUCUGCUCCUCCUCCGCCUUCGAGCCUCUGCCGGAGGAGGCGGCUCCCCGCCGGGCCCGUUUCUCCGCCAACAGCCCGACUGAUGUGGCCAGAUGUUUGAGCGGCGCCGUGACCGUCGGCUGUGGGUUCUUCUCCUGUCUGGAAAACUCCACCUGCGACACCGACGGGAUGCACGAGCUCUGCGAGCUGUUCCUGCACACCGCCGCAAGCUUCAACACCGAGGGUAAGACGUUCGUCAAGAAGAGUCUGCACUGCAUGUCUCAGGGAAUUUCGGGCAAAGUCUUCCAGUCCAUCCGCCGCUGCAACAUCUUCCAGAGGAUGAUCGCUGAGGUUCAAGAAGAGUGCUACACCAGCCUGGACAUCUGCACUGUGGCUAGGACUAACCCUGACGCCAUUGGAGAGGUGGUGCAGGUGCCUACUCAUUUUCCCAACAGGUACUACAGCACCCUGCUCCAGACGCUGCAGGCCUGCGACGAGCAGACGGUGGUGGCGGUGAGGGCCGGGAUCGUGUCCCGGUUGGGCCCCGACAUGGAAAUCUUCCUCCAGCUCAUCCAGAACAAACCCUGCACCGCAGAAUCCGGCUCAGCCGCCUACAAUAACCCCUCAAGCUGGAGGAACAUGCCCGUGUUCAACAUCCAGCCGGGCUUCAGAGGCCGAGACCCCACUCACCUGUUCGCCAGGAGGUCCGUAGACAGCCAGGAGGAAGAAGACGGAGUUAAAGCCCACGAGUAGUUGACGCAGCUUGAUAUAAACACACAGCCAGCCCUGACUACACAAACAUCAGUCCAGCCACCGACUGACUAUAAAAGCAACUUAUUAUUAUAAUGCAUAUUUAUUUUUAUUAAGUUAAUUUAUGCAGGAGGACAAGAGGCCGCGGAGGUGAGGAGAUGCUCUCACGCUGGCCGUGGAGCUCAUUUACUCCGUGUUGCUCAUCUGUGCUGUCUCUGGUUCUGUGUUAGAAAUAAACAAUGUGAUGUGAUGGC